AUGAGUACUGAAUUCGCCAACAAGACCAACCUGGGCCCCGGAGGAUCCGCCGACUCCUGGGGGAGCUCGGCGUGGUCUGUGGACACCACGCCGCAUCCAACACCCCCGUAUACCCUCCCCGGCCCUCAAUGUGCUUUCCCUCGAUACAGCGGUGAUGUCCCCUACCACCAACACACUCCGCGAGCCGAAAACACACUCCGACGAAAGACCCCCAACGGUACUCUCAUCGCCGGGUAUGACAGCUCCUUCGAAUGUCCGAGUGCGCGCAAGCAUCAGCUCGUCCCCUUCCCCGAAUCAAAUGUGCCGCGUGGCUCCCACGCCAUCUCAGCUAGUGCAAAAGAAUCCCACUAUCAUCGACACCAGCAGCUUCAAAGCCAAAGCAGAGAUGGUUGGAAUGGCUCGUGGGGAGCGGAAUGGGCGGGCGCGCAGCUUUCGCAACCGUCAAAUCUAGUCCUCGGCAUGGAUUCAAUGCUUCAUCAAAUGCCUGGGCCCGCCUCCUACGCUGCGCAUUCGUACUUUGGCCAAAGUAUCCCGAGCGUCCGCCAGCCCUCUUUUCAGUAUCUGGGUCCCACCGCAUCCGGAGGCCAGGGCGCGGGACCUUACGGACCCUACUGGCAUGAUGGCACUUUCGAGCCCUACAGGCCCGCAGCUGUCAGAGAUCCCCGCUUCUAUCAUCAUCAUACCUCGUGGGGGUCAUUCAUGCCUUCGCAUGCCCAAGCUGCACCUGCGCUAGGUCUUUACGAUUCUGUCCACCCACCGGCAUAUUCUGUCGACGCCAAUUACCCAGCGGCUCUGCCCGGGCUUGGGCCAUUUCCCAAUACACACUAUUUUCCGGGACAGGGAAACCCGUCCAUGCUCGAUCAAGCCCAUGCGUUUUAUCAGCAGAAUCACACUGGUGAUUCUUUGCCUGCAUACGCCGCAUUUGGCUCCGCAGACGACAUCAAGCAGGAGUAUGGAUCCUUCUCGCCGAACGGACAGCAGCGUGACAAAACGUUCGCCUGGGCCUUGCAGCAGUAUCGAAACCUUUUGGCCUUUAUUCAACGAUCGAGGAAGCAGCAACAGCAACAACAGCGUUUGGUUCCGGGGCAGUCACAUGUACCUCAGCGGCCGACGUUCUAUCCCCGGCCUCCCAAGCCGUCUCGCUCUGGCUCCUCCGGCCAGAUUGGUAAACGGAGGCUAGGGUCAGACCCUCAACAACAUAACACUGACCGUAAUAAUGUCGUUGGAUCGCAACACUCAGAUUUGGACACCGUGCUCGAUAAUCCUUCGACCAGUGAUUCCGAAUUCGACUACAACAGAAACCGCGGCCCUGCCCGGUGGUCUGCCACUGGUCUCCACUUCCAAGACAACGAGUAUGCUCGGCGAAGUUCGGCCGAGCUGCAACGAGAUGCCGGAAAGCGACUGCCAGACUUUGUUCAGCAUGCAACAGACCCGUUUGCAUCCAUUCAGCCCUCUUCUGGACCGUCCGUGUCGACCAUCGUAUCUCCCUUACCAGCCGAUGACUCGCCGCCGUCUCGCGCCGCCGUCGCUCUGACAGUCAUGACCACACUCUGUCAAGAGUCAGAUUGGUGUUGGACUGACGGCAUGCACCUCGGCGGCUGCCUCGCCUAUGGACUCGGUCACUACGAGAAAGCCCUCAAAUGGUAUCGAAAAGUGUUGAAGAUGGACCCACAACACCUAGAGGCUUCAUCGAAUCUCGCUGCGACAUUGCUCGCCUUGGGCCACAGAUUGGAAGCCGAACAGCACUGGGCACAGGUCGUCAAGACCGCUCCGAAUCUCUUCGAGGCGGUGGAGCACUUGGUGGGCAUGUACUGUAACGACCAGCGAACCAAAGACGCCGUGGCGGUCAUUGACCAUGUUGAGCGGUCUCUGCGACAGCCGAAGUCGUCGUCCCUACUGAAGCCAUCGGCAGACCGAUCCAGCGACUGCUCCGUGUCAAAUGCGAGUCGCUCACCUUGUGCGUCCGAGCCGUCGGACAAGAUGGUAUACGACUUUGAGAACGAUGGCAAUGAUCGUGAUCGCGAGUGGCGGGAGGCCGCUGGUGCCAAUGAGCCCGGCUUCGGUACAAGUGGCUUUGCAAUCCCUGGCUGCGACAAUGGUCGCAUUCUAGCGUUGAUUCACGCAAAGGGUAACAUGCUUUACGGUCUUGGAGACUAUGCUGGUGCUGCCAAAGCUUUCGAAGAGGCGGUUUUGAUUGCCGGAGGGCGAAGGUACGGCAACAUCCAGGAGCUCGUCAGACACAUCCUCAGCGUGGUCACUUCAAGUCUCAACCAGCAGCCUCCAAACCAACUCGCACGCUCUCGACCGUCCAACGAGCCAAUUCUGUUGACGCCCGUUCAGGCGCUCAACACGGCCAAGCUAUGUUUCCCAUGCUUUGGUGAACUCCCAGGACUACAACAUCUGCCUGGAGGGCCACACAGCCUCGCGCGAAAGGCUGUCAUAUCGACCACGAGUAACGCGCUGCUGUCACUCGCAAAGAUUUUUCAGGACGGCAUGUCCAACACGAAUCGAGCGACUGGCGUGAGCCCACUCGCGGCUGGCGUGCGGGACAUUCUCGCGCUGUACUAUCUGUCCCUGUCGCUGCAGCCGAGUCCGUCCACAGCCAACAAUGUCGGCAUCCUCCUGGCCAGUGUGCAGCAAGCAACAGCUCCUGCCCCGUCACAGCAGCAAAAGAUGGACAUCCCCGGGGUGGUGCCUGGAAGCGGCGUCGCGCUUGCCUUGCAAUACUACAACUACGGCCUGCAGCUAGACCGGAACCACGCGCAUCUGUACACGAACCUGGGCAGCUUGCUCAAGGACAUUGGACAGCUUGAAGCAGCCAUCGGCAUGUAUGAGCGCGCUGUCAAUUGUGACGCCAAAUUCGACGUGGCGCUGGCCAACCUCGCCAACGCCGUCAAGGAUAAAGGCCGGAUCAACGACGCCAUCUCUUACUACAAGCGCGCUGUAGAAGUCAGUCCCAACUUCGCCGAAGCGGUCUGUGGACUCGCCAACGCACUCAACUCCGUCUGUGCCUGGCAAUGUCGGGGAGGGAUUGCACUCGAUGGGGGCAAGCGAGAUCGGUGGCAUGUCGAUGUCAAAGGCAUGCUACUUGACGCACGACAAGCCGGAGCCAAAAGUAGCGGCUGGAUCAAGCGUGUCGUUGAGAUUGUGGAAAAGCAGCUAGUUGAUGGCGAAUCGUGGGGCUGCGGUACAGUGACUACUACGUUUUUGGAGGAGUUAAUACAGCAGAUCUCGCACCUCGAACUUCCGUCCGAGGAAUCCCACGGCCGCGCAUCCAGCCUGAGACGGACUCUGACCAAGUGGGUGGGCCAGAAGUGGGAGGGCGCUCGGGUGGUUCGCUUGAUCGAGCGAGCAACGCGACUCAUUGGAAGGCAGUGGUACCACGAUGCCCACGUCAAAUUGAUCACGCGGCCGACCUCGAGCUAUCGCCGACCGCAGCUCCCCUCUACGCUCACCGUACCUGCUGCGCCAACGGUCCUACCCUUCCACACGUUUACGUGUCCAGUGUCUGCGCAGCAAAUCCGCCUCAUCUCGCAAAGGAAUGGUCUUCGGAUCAGUGCGUCGACUUUGCGCUCUCUGUGGAUAUCGAAGCAAGUUUAUCGUCCGCCACGGCCUCCAACACCGUACUUGCGUGUCGGCUAUGUCUCCUCCGACUUCAACAACCACCCGCUGGCCCACCUGAUGCAAUCCGUUUUUGGGAUGCACAAUCGAAAACGGGUGAAGGCGUAUUGCUAUGCUACCACGGCGAGCGACAAUUCCGUCCAUCGACAGCAGAUUCAGUCCGAGGCGCCAGUGUUCCACGACGCCAGCGGUUGGCCCGCCGAACGCCUUGUGCAUCAGAUUGUGGAAGAUGGCAUCCAUGUGCUUGUGAAUCUCAACGGCUACACCCGAGGCGCGCGGAACGAAGUCUUCGCUGCACGACCAGCUCCCAUCCAGAUGUCUUUCAUGGGAUUUGCUGGGACGUUGGGCGCGGAAUGGUGCGAUUACCUGCUCGCCGACGAGACGGCGGUGCCGCAAAGUACACUACGACCAUGGCGGGGCAACGUCAAUCUCCAAGACCAGAUCAUGGACGACAACUUUGGUAGUCACGACGAAGAGUGGGUGUAUGGGGAGAAUAUCAUCUACUGUCGAGAUACAUUCUUUUGUUGCGAUCACAAGCAGAGCUCUCCGGAUGCGCAAGAAGAAACGCGGGCGACGUGGGAGGAGGAGCAAGAGAAGCGUUGGCAGAUGAGGAAGGAGCUGUUCCCUCACAUCUCGGACAAUACCAUCAUCUUUGGCAACUUCAAUCAGCUCUACAAGAUCGAUCCCACAACCUUUCGCACCUGGCUGCGCAUCCUGGCCAAAGUGAAGAACUCCAUCCUCUGGCUCCUGCGCUUCCCCGAUCUGGGCGAGUCGCAUCUCCUGGCUACCGCGAGACUCUGGGCCGGCACGGAAGUAGCAUCGCGCGUCAUGUUCACGGAUGUGGCGCCCAAGCACCUGCACAUUUCCCGAGCACGCAUCUGCGAUCUCGUACUGGAUACGGCCGAGUGCAACGCGCACACUACGGCCGCCGACGUGCUUUGGAGUGGCACGCCGCUGCUCACCCUCCCGCGGUAUGAGUACAAGAUGUGCAGUCGGAUGGCCGCGAGUAUCUUGAAAGGCGCGCUGCCGAAGACGGAGGAAGGGGCUCGGGCGGCGAAAGAGCUGAUUGCGACGGACGAAGAUGAUUACGAGGAGAAGGCGGUGGCGCUUGGGAGAGGGCUUGCCUACAUCUCGAGCUCACAAGGAAGGGCAAAGGGCAGGCUGAUGGAAUUGCGGCACAUGCUGUUCCGUGCACGCUGGUCGAGCGCGCUAUUUGAUACGCAGAGAUGGGUGCGGGAUCUGGAGGACGCUUACGAGGAGGCGUGGAGACGCUGGGUCGCUGGAGAGGGCGGUGACAUCUGGCUGGAUCGGAUAGCAGCCCCCAAUGAGGGCUGA
This is a messenger RNA of Neohortaea acidophila, 4956 nucleotides long. RefSeq names its product glycosyl transferase family 41-domain-containing protein. The transcript has 2 exons. The coding region runs from base 1 to 4956 and encodes 1651 amino acids. Gene Ontology annotation, molecular function: protein binding; glycosyltransferase activity. Lineage: Eukaryota; Fungi; Ascomycota; Dothideomycetes; Mycosphaerellales; Teratosphaeriaceae. The record is from RefSeq and is a predicted model, not a curated record. Gene Ontology annotation, biological process: protein O-linked glycosylation.